CGUAACGCGACGCGUGCCUGGGUAGCCCGUAGUAACCCGGAGUCCGCGGAAGUGGAGUCCAGAGGGCAGGCGGCUGAGACAGGGGAAUGAAAGUUAUGGAAACAUAACUUGUGACAUCAUCAGGUACUUUUUAUUGUUAUUUUUUGUGUAAGCAGCCAUUUAUAAUUCUGGAAGAAUAAAGCAAAUAGGAAGUCCUAUCUACAAUUUCAACAAAACUCUUAAGCAACGAACUACAUGAUGGACAUAAAGCUGGACCCUUCUCGAGAUGAUCUGCCUCUCAUGGCCAACACCAACCACAUACUUGUGAAACACUAUGUGCUAGACUUAGAUAUAGAUUUUGAAUGUCAAGUCAUUGAGGGCACCAUUGUGCUUUUCUUUGAGGAUGGAGACAGAUUGAAGCAAUGGAGCAGUUCCUCUAAGGAAACCUGCCAAAUGGAGUCAAAUGAAGCCUGCACAUUAAGGACACUCAAACCCUGCCAUAUUCCUGCGACAAAUGCAAGCUCCUCCUCAUCUAAAAUGGGAUAUAAUAAUUUUGAAAUCUGUAGCAAAGCUGAUAAAGAUAUUUCUGAUAAAGACGGUAACCAUGACAACCAGGAACAGGCUUCUGGGAUCUCUAUCUCAAAGUACUGCUGUGACACAGAGAAUCAUGGGAGAGAGGAAUUUUUGCUAGUAUUGGACUGCUGUGAUUUAUCUGUGUUAAAGGUCGAGGAGGUGGAUGUUGCUGCUGUGCUAGGUAUUGAAAAAUUUACAAGGUCUCCCAAGCUCACAGCUAUUUCUAAGGAGCUCAGGAAUGAGAUGGUUCGUGAGCUUGUGACUUUGCCUGCAGAUCGUUGGAGGGAGCAGUUCGAUUAUUUUGCUCGCUGCAGCCAGGCUCCUAGCUGUGGGGAACUCUUCUUUGACACUGACACUUGGAGUUUACGGAUCAGGAAGACAGGAGCUCAGACAGCUACUGACUUUCCUCAUGCCAUCAGAAUAUGGUACAAAACCAAACCUGAGGGGCGAUCAGUUACUUGGACCUCAGACCAGUGUGGCAGGCCAUGUGUUUAUACUAUGGGAUCUCCCAUAAACAACAGGGCCCUUUUUCCAUGCCAGGAGCCACCCGUUGCCAUGUCAACAUGGCAGGCUACAAUUCGAGCAGCUGCAUCUUUUGUUGUUUUAAUGAGUGGAGAAAAUUUUGCCAAACCAACACAGCUUCAGGAAGGAUGCUUAAGCUGGCAUUACUAUGUAACCAUGCCAAUGCCAGCCUCCACCUUCACAAUUGCAGUGGGAUGCUGGACAGAAAUGAAGCCUGAGACAGACUCACCAAGUGAUCUGGAGGCAGAGAGAUCCUUGCCACCUUCUGAGCCUGACUUCAGAUAUGUUGAUGUUUGCAGUCACAUGGAUUAUCCCUGCCGCUUCCAGAGUGCCUCUGCCUCUACCCAGGAGAUCAUUCCUCAUCGAGUCUUUGCACCAUUAUGCCUAAAGGAUGUCUGCCAAGGGACCCUACUACCACUGAUCCCUCUUUGUCUCUCAGCUGCACAUUCUGUCCUAGGAACACACCCUUUCUCCAGGCUGGAUAUACUUAUCAUCCCUGCCAACUUUCCAAGUCUGGGGAUGGCCAGCCCACACAUCAUCUUCCUCUCCCAGAGCACCUUGACAGGCAUGAGCCAUCUCUGUGGGACCCGUCUCUGCCAUGAAAUUGCUCAUGCCUGGUUUGGCCUAGCCAUUGGGGCCCAAGACUGGACGGAGGAGUGGCUCAGUGAAGGGUUUGCUACUCACUUAGAAGAUGUAAUCUGGGCUGAAGCACAGCAGCAGCUGUCCGUCUAUGAGGCCCAUGAGCAUCAAGAGCUAAGGGCCUGCUUGCGCUGGCAUCGCCUCCAGGAUGAGCUGCAGAACUCCUUGGAGGAAAUGCAGGUGCUAAGACCCAGGAAAGAGAAAACUGGCCAUGUGAGUGACUCAGGAGCAUCUGUUGUCAAACAUGGACUCAAUCCAGAGAAGACCUUCAUGCAGGUUCACUAUUUAAAGGGCUACUUCCUUCUGCGAUUUCUUGCCAGAACACUUGGAGAUGAAACCUAUUUUUCAUUCUUAAGAAAAUUUGUGCACAUGUUUCAUGGGCAGUUGAUUCUUUCACAGAAUUUCCUUGAAAUGUUAUUGGAGAACAUUCCAGAAGAAAAAAGGCAAGAGCUAUCUGUUGAAAACAUCUUCCGAGAUUGGCUUGAGAGUUCUGGAAUACCUAAGCCUCUGCAGACCGAUCGUCAGGCCGGGGCGGAAUGCAGGCUCGUGCGGCAAGUGGACGCGGAGGUCACGAAAUGGAUCCAAGUGAACCGGAGACCUCGAAAACGGAAACGAGGGGAGCAAGAAGAGGUGUUUGAAAAGGUCAAAAGGCAUUGGCCCAGUAAGUGGGAAGUUGCAGUGUCUUCCCAACUUCUUCCAGACCAGCUGAUCUUGCUUCUGGAGCAACUCUUACAGGAGAAGACCCUGAACCUGCGAACUCUGCAAAGCCUCCAGCGGACGUACAGCCUCCACAAGCACGAUGCAGAGGUUCGCCACCGGUGGUGUGAGCUCGUUAUUAAGCACAAGUACAGCAAAGCAUACAAACAUGUGGAGAGAUUCCUUCAGGAGGACCAGGCCAUGGGCGUGUACCUCUAUGGGGAGCUGAUGGUGAGCGAGAAUGCCCAACAGCAGCAGCUCGCGCACAGGUGCUUUGCGCUGACCAAGGAGCAGAUGGACAGAUCCUCAGCACAAGUGGUGGCGGAAAUGCUGUUCUAAAGAGGGAAGAUCACAGUGAGAUUGUCUUUCAUACAUCUCCUCCUAGUCCUGGUGAGAAAGGAUUGCACUGACCCUGGAUAUCAAAGGAAGGACUACGUGGCUGCUAAAGCCAUCAGCCCACAGCAGUGUUUGUGUCUUGGGCUUCUCUUUCCCAGAGCCUGGGCUCAGCUGGGCAGAUAGAAAAGGUGGAUGGAUCCUCAUAAACACAGUCUCCGACCCAGAAGCUGCCUGGCCACCCUUGCUUUCUGUCCUUGAGAUGCUGAGUCUUCUCUGGAGCUCUGCUGUGGCCAUUCAUACAAACAGCAGACUGAGAACGUGCUGAUGACUGCAGGUCCCUCCAGCCUGCGGCUGCUCCUGCAUGUUUGUGAUUUCCAGAAAGGGCCACAACUACUGGAUCCUCAGAACAGUGACCACUGAGACCUGCUGCAAGGUUUCCAGAAGGAUUUAUCUAGACUGAUAUGUACAACAUUCGAUGUCUUCCAAACUUUUGAUACACUUUUGUAAAAGUGCUAGUCAGGAGCCUGAGAUGUUAAUAAAAUGUAGUGGAUUUGUUUAAAAUUUGUUUGGUUCUCAAUGUGCUACCACUUA
Perognathus longimembris pacificus (Pacific pocket mouse) is the source of this 3336-nucleotide messenger RNA. It is a transcript of the gene Aopep, whose product is annotated as aminopeptidase O (putative). The transcript has 18 exons. Gene Ontology annotation, cellular component: nucleolus. Bases 235 to 2748 code for a protein of 837 amino acids. Gene Ontology annotation, molecular function: metalloaminopeptidase activity; zinc ion binding. The record is from RefSeq and is a predicted model, not a curated record. NCBI's taxonomy places the organism in Eukaryota, Metazoa, Chordata, Mammalia, Rodentia, Heteromyidae.